AGCUGAAGCAGCGCUUGGAACAGCAGGAGCAGGCGGUGAAGGCCGCCUCCGAGGAGGCCAGCGAGCUGCUGAAGCGCUUCGAUGAGAUGAAGGAGCUGAAGCAGCACCAGGACUACCAGCACCUGCAGCAAGAGAUCGAGAACAGCUCCAAAGAAGCUCAAGGCCAACAGGAGAAACUGAAGGAGGAACACCGCCGCAGAGCCAAACUUUUGAGUCGGAAGCUCCGUGAGGCCGAGCAGCAGCGGCAGCGGCAGGAAGACCUGGAGCGCCAGCGGCGGGAGGAGAGCCAAGAACGCCUGCGCCGCCUCUACGCCAUCCAGGAGGAGGUUUUGCAGAUCCACCAACAGAUCGGCCUCAACGCCCGGCACAAAGACCUGCCCGCCGUCGACUUCUCGCUCUACAACAACCGUGGCAAUCAGCUCUGUGGGGAGGUGUCUGCCUUAGUCCGGAUGGCCAAUGAGGCUUUCCCCAGCGAGGCAGAUGUGUCUUCCGCUGAGCACACCCUGCUCAAAAUGCACCAGCUGCUUUCUGACAUGCAGCAAGAAAUUGCGCUCGGCCUGGAAAAGAAGAAGCAGCAGGAGGAGAAAUUGGCUUUGGCUGCGGCUGCAGCAGCCGAGGCCAAAAAAACAGAGGAACUGCAGAAACAGGAGCUGGCAAAAUCCCAGACUUCGGAUCCCGGAAAGCUUGCUGGAGGGCUUCAGGUAAAGGCCGACCCCUCCAUCAUGAAGUGGUACGAAGAGCUGCAGAAAGAAUCGGAACAUUGUGUGGCUUCCUUCAGUCGCUUGGCCAACAGCAAAGACACGCAGGAGAAAAAAAUCAAAAUGGAAUUGCAGAAAGCUGCCACCAUCCCUGUUAGCCAGAUUUCUACCAUUGCAGGUUCUCAACUGAAGGAGAUAUUUGAAAAGAUCAACAGCCUCCUUUCAGGAAAAUACGUGCCCUGCGGCGGCCAUAAAAUAUCCGUCACGCAGCACCCCGAGGGCCUAGAGUUUGUUUAUUUCAAACUGGCUGAAAAGUUUGUGAAACAAGGUGAAGAAGAAGUGGCCGCACACCACGAAGCGGCGUUCCCCAUUGCCGUGGUGGCGUCUGGCAUCUGGGAGCUGCACCCCAAGGUGGGCACCCUCACCUUGGCUCACUUGCACAAAAAGUGUCCUUACGCCGUGCCCUUCUACCCUGCGAUGAAGGAAAGCACCCCACUGGAAGAGUAUCAGAGGAUACUUGGCUACCAAGUGAAGGAUGGGAAAGUAGAGCCCCAAGAUAACUUUCUCAAGCGGAUGUCUGGAAUGAUCCGACUCUAUGCGGCCAUCCUGCAGCUUCAGUGGCCUUAUCGAGAUAAGCAAGGGACUCACCCCCAUGGAUUAAACCAUGCCUGGCGUUGGCUGGCACAGGUUUUGAACAUGGAGCCGCUGGCAGAUGUGACGGCAACGAUUCUGUUCGAUUUCCUGGAGGUGUGUGGGAAUGCUCUCAUGAAGCAGUACCAGGGGCAAUUUUGGAAGAUGCUUCUGCUGAUCCAGGAAGAGUAUUUUCCCAGGUAUGGCCUGGAAUUUUGA
Molecule: messenger RNA, 1547 nt
Organism: Notechis scutatus (mainland tiger snake)
Lineage: Eukaryota; Metazoa; Chordata; Lepidosauria; Squamata; Elapidae
Source: RefSeq, a predicted model, not a curated record